AAACGAUCACAUGAUUUCUGGACGACCCCCAAGGAUCGCGUUUUAAUAAAGCUGUUCAUAUUAGUAAUGCUCUAACAAUACAAAUAACUAGCACUUAGUUUCUACUAAUUACCAUUAGCUUAAUUUGGACCAAACACUAUUUGUCAAAGUGACAGUUGAGUUUUGACUUUGACAGUUGUAAAAUAGCACGUAUUUGUCUUGGUGUUUGUCGGUGUUGCUUCGAGAACUUUAAAGAACACAAUUUCUAGAAUUUGCAUCAGCUUUUGUGAAUCAUUCCACACGAUAUAUACCCACGUUAUAAUCCAUACCAGUGUCACAAUAACUACAAGUUUGUCACCUUAAAUAAGUGGUUUUCAUACAAAACAUGGCAUCUGGUAAUCCUGGCGGUAACAAUCCUAUUGCUGGAGCCCUGACGUUUCCCAGUAGGAGUGAGGAUGUUCAGCGUGUGGCGGAACAACCUCGGCAGCCACGGAAUUUACAGGGUCUCCUCAGGUUUGCUAUGGAAGCAACGAAGGCUGAAGAUGCCCCAGGCAAUUCAGAGUUAGGUCCGAUGGAUGAAGAGCGCAAACGUUUCUUGGAAGAAGCCCUCAAAAGCCUCACAGUGGAUGUAGCAAAGGUACUACAAGAUGCCAUAGCUGUGCUAUCAGACACUGACAAGAUACACAGUGUUCAGUUGGGGCAGCCGCUGCCCGACGAGAUUAAUCAGGCCUUCACUAGCGUCAUGGAAUUUAUUGAUGACAUAGACACUGCUAAUGAUUUCUACAAACUAGGCGGCUUCUCCAUCUUCCCCGUCUGCUACGGCAGCGAAAACGAAGAAAUCCGCGCCCGAGCCAGCGGAAUACUGGCAGAACUUUGCCAGAACAACCCCUUCUGCCAGUCCCGAGCGUUGGAGAGCGGGCUGCUCAAUGUGUUGCUGGCUUUAGCGAGGACAGAGCGUGGGGAAGCUUUAGCGAAGUGUGUGGCUGCUAUUUCAUGUGCAUGCCGUGAAUACGCCCCAUCCUGCCGAGAACUCCUGGCCCAAGGUGGCUGCGAGACGCUAGCCACCGUCUGUGGCGCAUCGGAAGUCCGCGCGAGAACGAAAGCAGCGCUGCUGGCGAGGCAUCUCUGUGAUCACUAUCCUGACGCCAGAGAAAAAUUCGUCCAGCUGAACCUAGUGAAGACACUAACAGAACAACUGUCAGCGGGCAGGGAUGCAUCAUCAGAACACCUCCUGAACACAUUACUCACUCUUCUGGCAGACUUGGACGAGAGAGUUCUAGCUCAGUGCAGGGACCCUAGCUUAGCGCUUAAAGGUAUUAUAGAAAGGCAUCUAAAACACCCAGAUCUAAAAGAUGACACGUUCAGAGAAGAAGUGGAUUACUGCCAAGAGAUCCUCUGCAAGGUGUUCCUCAACAGACCAGACGUGGUGCCAGCGGACGAGGAAGCGGACAGAUAGUUCUGACUCUUAACCCUUACACCGCCAAAGACCACUGCGAUAGGCAUGGCGUUUGAAGGGUUAAAGAAGAUUUAAUUCGUUUUUUAGCUUUUAUAUUAUUUUCGCGGAGAAGACGGCUGGACCGAGUUGAAUUUUUGUUGAAAGGUUCUAUUAAUUGCUGAUUUGGUUAUUGAGCUUACUGUGGGACUUAGUCAAUUUGUGUAAUAAUGUCCUAUAAUAUUUAUAUUUUUUAUUUUUUUUAUUAAUCAAGCUCUUGUGUAGGGAUUUUAACUAUAGUUGUACCGUUCUCGAGAACGUUCUCCGUUCAUUUAUAGUAAACGGAGUACGUUCUCGAGAAAGGCCCAAAUAUAAUGUUAACCCCUUUCCAGGCCGCACCUAUCUACACCGUUUUCCCAAAGAAAUAAUAUAUAUUCAAAUACGGAAUAUAACUCUGCGUAGGGGGCGCCACUAGCACAAACUGUAAACAAACCGCCUCGAUGUAUCGAUGUCAUAUUUAUUCGAAACAAAUAAUCUUGUGAAAACUUGUCAAAAACUGUUUAAGGCUUAGUAAGUAUAUAGAAGCAAAGAUACAUUGAUUAAGAUGUGUAAAAUCUAAUAAAAUAUCGUGCUUCUAAUUUGACAGGUAAACGAGAUGGCGCUGUAGAGCUCUAUACAUUUUGCGACAACUCUGAUUGACAAAAGUUGACGUUUGACAAUUCAGUGACCGCAAAACAUGGCGCAGUACAGUCAGCGUCAAAUACUUUGUAGCAGUCAAUGUGGCCAAAUAGUUCGGUACACCAUACUAAAUAUAUGGUGUACCGAACUAUUUGGCUACUUAGGUUGCUACAAAGUAUUUGACGCUGACUGUACAGCGCCAUCUGUUUUGGAUGUCAAACUAAGGGGCACGUUUUUUUCUUCGACUUUACCUCUAUUACAAUCAAUUCUCCUUGAUAGAAGAGCACAUUUCCCGCAAGUGCAAUCUAACAGGAACCUUAAAUCAGAAUGCUAAAGUUGAAAUUCUAUUGGCACGAAUGUGGUCAAUAUGCCUAGAAAAGGGCUAUGGGAAUCCAUCGAAUUUUGUUUAGUUUAAUCGAAAACAACAAAAUGCAACCCUAUUCCAAGUAUCCUCUUCCAAAAAACCUUUUGAUAUGCCGUGCAACGUUCGUGUCAUCCACGAUGACGCGCAGAUUUGUCAAAUCUAACCUUUAAUUGCAUGGCAAUACGAGUCAAGGCGCGCGUCUUCGUCAAUGGCACGAUGUAUACAGUGCAUUGUGAGAGACCCAUUGUGUUAAAAUUAAUGGACUUAACUUAUUUGUAUGAGAGAAAGGAUUUUUAAGAUCGAAUAUAGCGUUUUUUAAAUAUU
Molecule: messenger RNA, 2777 nt
Organism: Cydia pomonella (codling moth)
Lineage: Eukaryota; Metazoa; Arthropoda; Insecta; Lepidoptera; Tortricidae
Product: hsp70-binding protein 1-like
Source: RefSeq, a predicted model, not a curated record